This is a messenger RNA of Sinocyclocheilus rhinocerous, 1612 nucleotides long. RefSeq names its product V-set and immunoglobulin domain-containing protein 10-like. The transcript has 8 exons. Gene Ontology annotation, cellular component: neuron projection. NCBI's taxonomy places the organism in Eukaryota, Metazoa, Chordata, Actinopteri, Cypriniformes, Cyprinidae. The coding region runs from base 202 to 1245 and encodes 347 amino acids. The record is from RefSeq and is a predicted model, not a curated record.
ACAGGUUGAAGAUGGACAUGAAUCAAACGUGACACAAAAUAUACAAGAUUCGAAGCCCAAAGCGAGGUUCGAACGGUCGCGAUUUUAUCUGAAUAAUUUCCGGUUAUUUAUUUAAUUCAUAGAAAAGGGUUUGAUGCGUUUGCCGGGAAACAAAAGGAAGCAAACGAAUUUGCCAAGGAAAAUAUUUGAUCCCAUAAUCUGAUGGGAUAUCCUUACAAUCCUAAAAUGAUAAUAUCUGCAAUAGUUCUACAUCUGCUUCUUCUGUCACAUCAAACAGUUUCAGAGGAGCAGGUGCAGCGGUAUGUUACUGGAGAGAAGGAUGAGAAUACUACACUACAGUGUCUUGACCAGCCAGUUAAUGCGUCUUCACUUCUAUAUCGUUGGAAGAAAAAUGGGGCUGUUGUUGCAACCCAAAACCCCUCGAAGCCAUCAGAGCAUCUUUCCAUUUCAAACAAUGGCUCUCUUUGGAUCAGUGGCCUUCAGUAUAUAGAUGAAGGCCAAUAUGAAUGUGAAUCCCAAACAAAGGAUGGCAGCUCAUGGCAAACUCUCUCAAACAUCCUGCUUCGAAUUGCCGGUAUGGUGCUAUGGAUAUCUAAAUCGAAUGUAUCACAUUUACCAGGAAAAUAUGAAGCAGAGAUGCCGUAUCCCUUAGGAGAUCCCAUGGUAACCGCUUUGGUGGGCAGCAAUAUCACCCUCAGCUGUACUGAGACCGACUCUCUGCCACCCGCUAAGACUGUCUGGAUGCGAAAGGACAACAAAAUCAUCAACACCACCUCCAAAUAUAUUGUGUCUGAUAAUAACCCCAACUACAAACUCACUAUAAUCAAUGUAACUAAGGAAGAUGAAGGGAUCUACUACUGCUACAGUAUAAACCCUCUUGGUCCAAAAGAACUGGAAGUGUAUCUUACUGUGAAGACUUCUGCAAACAAUAAAGGGGCCGUGGUUGGUGUCUUUGUUUCUGUUUUGAUAAUGAUGAUUGGAAUCACUGUCGGUGUAACGAUAUAUUCAAAGCGGGAUAGAAUUUGUAUUGGUUUAGGAUUUAGUCAUUUAGAUGAUGACAGAGGGGAUAUACUGAGUUUAGUGGAUUCAGAUGAAGAGGUAAUUUUCCAUGAUACUGUUCCACAACUCCCUCCGCUGACAAACGGACAUGCAACCACACUUGUAGAGAUUCACAGAAUACCAUCCAGUGAUCAUGAAGAUAAUGCAGACAGUACAGUACAACAUAACGAUCAAACACAUCCUUAGACUGUUAGUUAUCAGUUUAAAUGUACAGAAAAUCAAUUCUUCCAAAUGGUCAACUCUGCUAAAUUAUUUGUUUGUGUGAUAUUUUCCUUGUAUAAUCUGUGUAAAGUCUAAAGGUCUUAAACUCAUUUUAGAGAGGCCCUGUUUUUAUUUUCAGUAUUAGUUUUUAACAUACUGGCCUCAAUUCAUGAAAUUAAAACUUUUACUACACCAUACUACAGUAUGUCAGUGAACUGUUACGAAAUGUUAUUGUUACUUGAACUGGUUUGAAUGAUGCUUUCUUUAUCAUUGUAUGGGUGAAUCUCAACAAAAUAUGUCUGGGUCAUAUUUCGUGGCAAAAUAAUAAUAAUAAUAAAAACCCUUAAUUAUA